This is a messenger RNA of Mesorhabditis spiculigera, 16414 nucleotides long. The record is from the annotation of a GenBank genome assembly. Lineage: Eukaryota; Metazoa; Nematoda; Chromadorea; Rhabditida; Rhabditidae.
AUGAUCCCGGGUCGAGGCGUGGGCGGGCCGGCCCAGUUGCCGCCUGAUCGCUUUCAGCGGUUGCGCGACGGCUCAGCCCCAGCCGGCCCUCGUGUCCACUUUUCGGAUGAGGCACGCGGCGGACGAGCGGAAAGCGCCAAUCCACCACCACAGCGCCGCCCCUACUACCCCUCCGAGCAGCGUCAGGUGCAAGUACAACGUCGAAAGGAACUCCACUCAUCGGCCAACGCUCUUGAUGAAGCCACCGCUGACUUGUUGAGGCUGUCGGCUGAACCCUCACCCGUACCAUCCCUCCGCACCUCCCAGAAACUGCCAAAAGCGGCAUCGAGCAGUUCGGUGCCCAGGACCAUUCAGACACGGGAUGGCGGCCAGUUACGGCCCGGUCCGAUCCACACCUGGGACACGAACCGCACCACGGAUAGCGAGGCUUCAGAGGUCGAAAUGCUGACAAGCCGUGGUAGGACCCGUGGUCGUGUCGAUGCCCACCCAGCCCAACGCCAAGGCCAUUCCGAAGACGACACGCUCGACCUGUCAGACUGGUCGAUGACCGUGACGGCGUCCGACGCAGCCCCCCUCAGCCACCAAUCUCCACCCAUCGGCCGUUCCGCCUUCAGCAAGCCACAAGGCCCGGCUGGGCCUUCCGCUCAACAACCUGGACACGCACACAACAUCUACAUCACGCCGUUGACACAGACGGCCGAGGAAGCCAGGCAGAAUGCUAGCCGCACUUCCCGUGAGCCGUCUCACGACACCCGAAAUGUGCGUGAAACCGAGGCCGAGCUGGAGACGCAGACCAAGGGACCACCUGUAGUGAGGACUACUGUAGAAGGAAAGCUACGAAUGGAGAAGAUUGUCGGCGCCGACCUGAUCACUGUCGAUAGCUGUGUGUCGUCGGCAUGGACCGUGAGGGAUACCGUAACCCAGUACAAGAUCAAAACGACGAUCGGGAAGCGUAGCCUGCUCAUCGAAGAGGGCAAGGAGUCCAAGUACCGUAUCACUCUCAUCGAAAAUGGCGAGACAAAAGCUGAACGCGAGGCUACCCUGGACGUUCCCAAUGGAGAGCAAAAGAAAGACUACCUGACCGAGGUCUCGAAACAACUCCUCGCCGACCUCUCCGCCCUGGACGAUGAUCGCACCACAGCGCUCACCCAUGUCGAGAUCGAAGUCGUCGAAGACGUGACGAACAUCCUAAAGACGUACGUCAUCGGCGAGACGGCCGACGAGUUCUACGGACAGGUGCCCGCCAUCGAGACGUACCACGUCGAGGACCACGCCGCCCAAACGCCAUCCCCAAUCGCCGUCGAGAAGUCGGAGCGCAUCUACGUGGACAAGCUCGAGAUCGAAGAGGGACCGCCGCCAAAGGCCGAGAUCAAGCUCGAGAAGGAGGGAAGGCACUUCCAAGGGGACGAGGGAUCCCUGAGGAGGCUGAGGAGGCAUGAUACCGAUCAGACGGACGAUGGAGCGUAUAACAGGGUGCGUUGCGCGAACGUGUUUGCCGACUGUGACCUGACGCGCCGUGAAGAUACCUCGGAUCUGACUGUUCGCUAUGCCCUCCCUCUCAUCCACCUCAUCCCAUUCACCCUCCGCCAUGAGAGAAGAGAAAGAAGACUCGACAGAGCCAGGGUGGACAUUAAUGCGCCUGGCAAUAAUUAUCAGCAACAAGUCAACGUCGUCCAGGCACACAGAUACGAAGAAGAGGAGGAGGAGCAAGAGCCGGAAGUGCUGCGAGGGGAGGGCCACCUCCAACUCCAACAAGCCGGCCAGCAACUCGUCGAGGAGCAGAAUUGGCAGAAAGUGACCCAAGUGGUCCAGGAGAAGAGACAGGGAAGGAUAUUUGACGAGGAGGAAGCGGAAGAAGUGGUUGAAGUCAUCAGACAAGCAGAACAUCCAAGGGAACACAGGCCAAAGUUCACGGAAACCGAAGCGGAAGGAGGACAAUAUUCCAUGCAACAGGAUGGCAUCGAAUUGAAGGGCGCCAAGCGUAUCCGAAAAGUCCAACGCUUCGAGUCGGACUCCUCCGAAGAGUGGAAUGGCGGCUCGCCCACCCUCGUCGACCUCACCAAGAAGGAGUCCCACUCCAUCUUCGAGCUCACCGUUGAGAUCUCCAACGAUGCGCAGCCGCUUGAAUUCCAGAUAAAACGCGCGGAGCGCAAGCGUGAGACGAUCAACCUGAUGACAUCCCUCUCCAAAUUUGCAUGCGAAUCCGAAGACACCUCCCGAAUCUGGGGCUCGAAGCAAAAAGAGCAACUCGCCUACCGCACCCGAGAACAGGGAGAAGAACACGCAACUGCUGUCGUGUACCUCCAGAAGAGACCGGGGCUCAAUGACCAGGGAUGCGAUGGGGUGGCCAGGACACCGAAUAGGGCCCAAGCCCAGAUGGCCGCGUCGGCAUUCCAGGAGCGCUCAUGGUCUUCUACACUCUCCCUCUCCCGGGCUAGCCGAGCCGAAAAUGCCCAAAAGACGGUUACUGCGGCUAACAAGGACGGUGGAAUUACAUCACAGGUAGCCGAAUACCGGCACGCCGAGGAGUCCUGCGCGGUGGUGAUGAAAAACACUGGCACCCUCCAAGCCCAAACCCAAGGCCAAUUCGUCGACAACGUCACAGACGCCGGGCAGCAGCAGCAGCAGGCACAGCAGAGCAGCUGCAGCGGCGGCGGCGUCGGCGGGACGGCCGAGGUGGCAUCGCAUUUCCAUCUGAAGACGGCGUCGUCGGGACAGGAAUGCUGGGAGGAGAGCCUCCAGCAGGAGGUCAAACUCCGCAAGAAGGAGUCCGAGGCGCAGAUCACGGUUUUCUACGUGUUGCGCAGAGUUUGGGGCAAUUACCAGCACGCCUUGAUGAAGUUGGGCUCCAGAAUUGAGAAGCGUGAGACGGCGACGCAGAUGGACGCCGCGCAGCGGUCGGCGGUUGAGGUUAGAUCUCAGGAGACGCUGACCAUGGCGAAGUCGACGGCCGAUCAGAUGACGUACAUGGAAAGCUCUAGAAAAUCGAUGGAGAGGAGCACGAUGACGGAGGAAGAAGCUAGAAAAUCAACUACAGACCAGAUGACGUCGAUGGAACAGAAGAAUUUCGCUUCUCGAGAAACCUGGAUGGACGUGCAGAAGACGUCGGACCAGAUGACGUACAUGGAAGAGUCUAAAAAAUCUGUAGAUAGAACGGCGAUGACUGAAGAAGCCAGAAGAUCAACUACAGAGCAGAUGACGUCGAUGGAACAGAAGAACUGGAUGAGCCAAGCGACCGGGAUGGACUCCUUGCAGACGUCGGACCAGAUGACGUCGAUGGAAUCGAAGAAUUUUGCCUCCCAGCAGACCUGGACCGAAGCGAAAUCAACUACAGAUCAGAUGACGUACAUGGAAGAUUCGAGAAAAUCGAUGGACAGAACGACGAUGACGGAAGAAGCCAGAAGAUCAACUACAGACCAGAUGACGUACAUGGAAGAAUCGAGAAAAUCAGUGGAUCGCCAGACGAUGACGGAAGAGCAAAGAAGCCGUCGUGAAGCUUCGACGCAGAUGGAUCAUUGCGACACGCGAAAAUCUGUAGAUCGCCAAACGAUGACCGACGACGUCUUCGACAAGUUCGACCAAUCUACCCAAAUUCAGGAGAAAAUCGAAGAGAAAUCGGCGAGGAGCCAGCAGACUGCGUUUGAAGAGUGGAGAAGCCGAUCCGAGACCCGAAGCUAUGCUUCGUACGAAUCGGACGAGUAUGAGAUGCGAGCCACCUCUACGCACGUAGUCACAGCACUCUCCACUGAACACCUGAAAAUGCACGGAAAAUUGCAAAAUUCAAAUAUCCAAGAAACCAAAGACACGGGCAUUAGCGCGUCGGCGGAUACGGUAUUUUACGAGGACACGCGACCAGAUGCUGAUUUGCAUAUGGGGGAUCAGCUAAAGGGCGCCAAUUGGAGCCGAGCGGAAUUUUCCGGAAGUUACGUCCAGAAAAGGGGCAUUUUGACGCAGAGCUUCUCGCUUGAUUUGCACCCGGAAGCUGUUCAAAAGCCCGUCAAGUCCAGCAAGUCCGAAACCGCAAUUUGGAGCUCGGCGGAAUCGAUUUUCCGGGACUCCGAAGAGCCGGAAGUGGCCGGGCAGACGCUCAAGAUUUCUGAGAGUCUAUAUCGACUCUUGGAUUCGAAGGAAACAAGCGUAACUGGGGCUGGAGAUGCUCAAAUUGCCCUCGAUUCUACGUAUCGUCAAGUUGAAACAGUUCAAGCUGAUUCUGCCGGAUUCCGGGCUUUCCAAGCUGCAGCAAAUCAAGAUAAGGUCGAGAAACGCAUCGAAUCCAAACCAAUUAGCGUGGACUCGGCAAGCCAUCAAGUUCAAGCAGUUCAGCCGGAAAUGACAAAAUUGCCGACUUCAGAAAACGCCGAAAAUGUUAUCAAAACAACUACCGAAGCCGUAACAACGUUCCAGAUCUCAGGAAACGUAGAUGAACAUGAACAGCUACCAGUCGUCGAAUCUACAACUCGGAUUUUUGAGCAUUUGGCAGAUCGCGAAACCCAAGGACAGCUAGAAGAAGCUGAAACGGGCGGAGAUUUUCAAAGUCUGCGGGCUCUAUCUAUCGUCACCCGGCCCCAGCAGCUCUCCCCCGUCUUCGAGCAGGACAGCAGCUCCGACUCCGAAUUGCACGCCAAUGAGCAGCUAACAAAGAUUUCUGAUUCUCUUUCCGCCUUGCUACAAAGUACGGAGCACUCCGGGAAGUCCAGCCUCGAGCAGGCCAGAAUUUUCAAGCAGACUUCGGAGAUUCGAGAAGAUGAUGGCGCAAAAAGUGACGUCCCGGAAAGCCCUCAAACUUGGCUAGAGGCCAAAGGAGAUUUUGAGUGGAAGGCUGUCGAAAAAUCAGAAGAAAAUGCCGACAAUACGGUGGAUUUGACGAAGGAUGCGGAGAUUCCGAAUGACACUGUAAUUACGGUGAAAACUCGGAUUUCGGAGUCUCUCCGAAUCCAAGCUACUGGGACCACUAUCGAAAAUGCAGCGAAUUUCACGAAUUUUGCCACGAAUCCGGAUGUUUCUGGUGAAACUGUGGCUACCGUACCCGAGCGUAAUUUGGAGUCUCUCGGAAUUCAAGCUACCGGGACUACUGUAGAAAAUGCCGACACUGGCGCGAAUGUAUCGAAAAAUUCUGAAGUUCCGAAAGACAUGUCAAUUACGAUGGCCGAACGGAAUUUGGAGUCUUGCGGAAUUCAAGCCACUGGGACUACAGUAGAAAAUGCAGAAAAUGCAGCCGCUUUGCUGAAAAAUCCAGAAAUUCCAUCCAAAACCUCCGCUACCGUAGCCCAAAGGAAUUUGGAGUCUCUCGGAAUUCGAGCUACUGGCACUUCGGUAGAAAAUGCCGACACUGGCGCCAAUAUAUCGAAAGAUUCUGGAUUUCCAGUUGGGACCUCGACUACAGUAUCCGAGUGGAAUUUGGAAUCACUGGAAAUCCAAACUACCGGCACUACGAUAGAAAAUACCGACACCGACAAGAAUAUAUCAAAAGGCUCCGAGAUUCCAGUUGGCGCCUUCACUACAGUAGUCGAGCGGAAUCUGGAGUCUCUCGGAAUUCGAGCUACUGGAACAACUGUCGAAAAUGCCGACACCGACAAGAAAAUAUCGAAAGAUUCGGGAAUUCCCGUUGGGACCUCGGCUACAGUAGCCGAGCGGAAUUUGGAGUCGCUUGGCAUCCAAGCGGUUGGGACUACGGUAGAAAAUACCGACACCGACAAGAAUAUAUCAAAAGGCUCCGAGAUUCCAGUUGGCGCCAUCACUACAGUAGCCGAGCGGAAUCUGGAGUCUCUCGGAAUCCAAGCAACCGGGACUACUGUAGAAAAUGCCGACACUGGCGCGAAUGUAUCGAAAAAUUCUGAAGUUCCGAAAGACAUGUCAAUUACGAUGGCCGAACGGAAUUUGGAGUCUUGCGGAAUUCAAGCGACUGGGACUACUGUGGAGAAUGCCGAGACAAAGGCGAGUGUUUCGAAGACUUCUGAAGUUCCGAAAGUCACCGUCGUUACAGUAGCCGAGCGGAUUUCCGAGUCUCUCGGAAUCCGAGCUACUGGGACUACGGCACAAAAUGCCGACACUGCCAAGAAUAUCUCGAAAGAUGCGGAGAUUCCGGCCGGAACCACGUCUACAGUAUCCGUGCGAAAUUUGGAAUCACUGGGGAUCCAAACUACCGGCACUACGGUAGAAAAUACCGACACCGACAAGAAUAUAUCGAAAGCUGCGAAGAUUCCAGUUGGCACCACGACUACAGUAGCCGCGCGGAAUUUGCAGUCUCUCGGAAUUAAAGUCGCUGGAAUUACUCUAGAAAAUGCCGAAAACGUGGCCAAUUUGCUAAAUCCAGAAAUCCUAUCCGAAACCUCCGGUACAGUAGCCCAACGAAAUUGGGAGUCUCUCGGAAUUCGAGCUACUGGAACAACUGUCGAAAAUGCCGACACCGACAAGAAAAUAUCGAAAGAUUCGGGUAUUCCCGUUGGGACCUCGGCUACAGUACCGGAGCGGAAUUUGGAGUCUGUCGAAAUUCAAGCUACUGGGACUACUGUCGAAAAUGCCGACACAAAGGCGAGUGUCUCGAAGACUUCUGAAGUUCCGAAAGAUACCGUCGUUACGGUAGCCCAACGGAAUUCAGAAUUUGUUGGAAUUGAGGCUACUGGCGUUACUGUCGAAAAUGCGGACACUGUCAAGUAUCUAUCGAAAGAUUCGGGAAUUCCCGUUGGGACCUCGGCCACAGUACCGGAGCGGAAUUUGGAAUCACUGGGAAUCCAAACUACCGGCACUACGGUAGAAAAUACCGACAUCGACAAGAAUAUAUCCAAAGGCUCCGAGAUUCCAGUUGAUGCCACGGCCACAGUAGCCGAGCGGAAUUCGCAGUCGCAUGGAAUCCAAGCGGCUGGGACCACGGUAGAAAAUGCCGAAAAUAUAGCCGAUUUUGCAAAAGAUGCCGACACUCCCGCCGGCACCACAGCUACUUUGCUCGAACGUAACGUGGAGUCACUUGGAAUCCAAGCCACUGGGACUACGAUAGAAAAUACCGGCACACAAGCGACUGUAUCGAAGGAUUUUGAAGGUCCAAGAGACACUGUAGUUACGAUGCUCAAGCAGAAUUUGGAGUCUUGCGGAAUCCGAGCUACUGGGAUUACGCUGGAAAAUGCCGAAAACGAGGUUGAUCUAGCUAAAAAUACCGAUACUUUAGCCGAAACUUCCGCUACAGUCCUCGAGAGUAACGUGGAAUCACUCGGAAUUCAGGCGUCUCAGAUUUCUGCUACGACUUCUCAGAAUUCCACCCAUCUCAUGGAAAUCCAAUCAAAACCCGAACAAGCCGAACAAGUCGGCCAAGCCCGAAAACUGUCCCGCCAAUUCUCCGUCGACUUCUCGGGUCGGGCGGCUGUAGAUGAACAAAAGUCGAGCGAUUUCGAGUUUUCUGGCCUAAAAGAAGCUGAAGAAGAGGUCUCCGAUCUUGUCCUAGCCAAGCGGCGACUUCAAGAAGUGCUACGAACCAAAUCGAUUGUUGAGGAGGUGAUCACCGUGGAAAAUGAGAUCUGGGACGACCGAAAAAUGGAGGAGACCCAAGAAAUCUCCGGACUUCUCCCUGAGAAACCGGCGGUAGCCGCUCAAAUUGAUGCGCAAGAGCCGAGCGACUCGAUCUGUCAGCUAGAGGUUCGGACAAAGCUCGCAGACGCCGAAAAACUUGAGCAUCUACAGCCGGAUCCAGAGCACGAAAAACUUGGCUCGACCUUAAAAGCCACCCAGGAUUCUAGCGUGGCCAUCGACUCCGAGGAGUUCAGAAUGUCAGCAUCAGAAGCUGCAAAAACUGAGCUUUCGGUUGAACUGCUCGAGAAGGUGGAAUCUAGCAAGAAAAUUGAAGAACUAAGGAAAUUCUCGAAUUUCGAAAAACCGGAAGUCGAGCCGGAACAUUCCGAGAAGUUCCUAAGCUCCACGGAAAAGCUCGAACUUGCCGAAAAACUGCGCGAAAAAUCGAUUGAAGCCACCGGACUCACGAUCGCCUUCUUGGAGCUAAGCCCGCCAAGCCAAGCCGGUGAAGCUGGACAGCUCUUUGAAGCUCAACACCGGGUUUCCGAAGAUUUCCAAGCGGUACAAACUAGCGUGGAAACUUGUGAAGUUGAGGCGAAGAUUAAAAACGCCAAAGAAGCAACGGAUUUAGCCGAUUACGCCAUGAAACUCGUUGCAGUCGACGUAGCCAGCUUGACGUGCCGGGCUUCGUUUACAAGCCAAGCCCAAAAAAGCGCGGAUUUUGAGGUCUACGAUGGUGCCGAACAAGCAGCUGAUCAAGGACUACAGGACACACCUAUCGACAAAGUAUCCCACUCGUUUCCGCAACCUAAAGAAGAGGAAACAACUCUGCUUUGCGGAUCAAAGCUUGUAAAUGAAGCCGCCCAGGCUCAGCUUCCAAUUUCUGAAGCUCAAAAGCUAAUCCUAGAAACGAAGCCGGCUAGCUUAGCACAAGUCGACCUUGCCGAAGACGUUGCAGCAAAAAUCGAAGCAACUUCAAGCGUCGUUAAAAGUUUUUCGGAGUCUGAACGUCUAGAAACCGUCCGGCAAUUCGGGGAUGAAACGCUCGUCUUGGAGGAAUCAUUUCUGGGCCCAGAUUCGGAGGGUGAAGCUGCGACUUUUGGACUUCGGACUACAAACAUCAGCGAGGCUCUAAGCCAGCUUCUCGUUGAGCGAAAAGCCGAAAAUUUGGCUUCGUCGAUCGGCUUCGAAAACUUAAGCCGUCCUGGAGAAGCUCAGGAAGCAGCCGAAAAAUUGAUUUCUGAGCCGAUGAAGCUUGAAGCCAAGCUGGCAAUGCCGGCGGCUUCUGAAGCCGCCAGGCAAGUUGGUGAGCAGCUUUUGGCAGACGAACAAACAGCUCAAGUUCAAGCUGUUCAGUCUGAGCUUCAACAAGCGAAGCAAGCCCUUAAUGCCCAGGCUUCGAAAAAUGAAGUCCUGGAAAAGCUUGAGCAUCUCCAGAAACUUGACGAAGCCGACGAAGCGGCCAAGCUGCUUAGUGCCCAAAACGAAGCCCGUGAAGCCAUGCAAAUUAGGGAGGCUUCCGAAGAGAAUUGCUCGGUGUUCAUCGAUUCCAAGCUGGAAAAUGACAGAUUUUCUCGUGUUUUCGAAGAUUCCAAGCUCGAGCUUGCUAAGCUGACUUCCACCCAAAAAUCAAUCGAUAUUCCACAAAAUUUGGGUGAAAAUUUGGAUACUCAAACCCCUCAAUUUAUGCAAAUUUCGCGAGAUUUAGCCUUCGACACCGUACCCGACUCUGGCGAGACCGAAAAAGUUGCCCAAAUUUUGCCGGAAACCGAUACGGUAGCCGCCCAAUUUUCCGAUAGAGUUCAAGCAGUUCAAUCGAGCUUUUCGGGCCCCGAUUUGAAUCCGGAAAAUACAAUUAUGACAAUUGCUGAGACCGAAAAAAUUGGGGACAUUUUGAAAAUUGCAGAAUCCACGGCGGAGACGAGCCAAUUGGAGGUUAGGACUGGAAAUCGAGAAGAAGCGGCUAGUAUGCUAAUUUCUGAACCGACCACCGUAACCCAAGCCCUUCAAACCCAAGCUUCAAAGGAUGAAGCCCUCCUUGAAGUUGUUGACCUUCAAGCUCAAGCUGUCCAAGGUCAGCAACAACGCAUCUUUGCGGAACUGAACGCCUUGGCGACGAGCCAGUGCUUGAAAAUUGAAGCCCAAGCUUCGGAAGCUUCGCUAAGCCAAGCUCAACAAGCCCAAGCGGCUUCGAAAGCUUUGCCGACUUCGGAAACGCUAAGCCAAGCCAAAAACCUCGUCGCGCAACGCGAGGCUACUAUCGACAGCCCUGUAGCUUUCGGAGUCUUAGCCCCAAAACAUGAGGAAUCUGCUGACAAAUCGAUAAACCUGACAUCGAGUCAGAAAAUCGAGGAAUUAGCAAAUUUCCAAGCUUCUCAAGAAGUUCAAGCUACAUUGGCUUCGAAUUUGGGCUCAAAAACUGAAGCGGAAAAUGCCGAAAAAUCGAUCAAAAUCAGGGAAGCCGGAAAAACGGAGCUUACCGGACUUCAGGCUCAAGGAUUUGAGGCCAAAGACGUUGAUGCGGAGCUACACGGAACUCCGGAGGUACGCCAGGAUGCGGUAAUCCGGUCAAUUCCGGAAAAACCAUCCCUACAAGCCGUUUUUACCGAAAAGGAACCGAAAAGUGAAGAGAUUUUCACGAUUUUGGAUACGGUAGCGAGAGCGGAAAAUGCGGAAUCGGUACUUCCGGAAUCCGGAAAAAUCGGAGAAACCGUGAACCUUGCUGCCAAGGCUCCAGUUGUUGAACAAGCCCAAACUACGCAGAAUUUUGAGCGGAACCCAGCGGAAACUACCGUACUCUCUGCGCCGGAAAUCGAAAAAAUCGGGAUUUCCAAAAAUUUGGGAAUUUCCGAGGCGGCGCAAUCGAUUACACUAGGAAAAGAAGCGACACUUGAUUCCGCUGCUGCCUUAUUGACGGCAGAGGAGGCGGAGUACGCGAUUGUACAAACCACAGAGCGCCUACAGGCUACAACCGGACUCCAGCAGAACUACGGUAGAAUCGAGCCCCCCAGAGAGCAAGCCGAACUCGCCGAACAAGUGGUGCAGGAGAAGCGCAGCCUGAAAAGCAAGCUUCUGACAAAGUCGGCUUCAUUUUCGGGGCAACAGCUAGACGAGGAGCUCGUUAAAUUGACGAAAUCGGAAUUUGCUUUCAGAAUUUUGACCUCAAAGCGAGGGGAAUCGGUGGAGAGGGCCUUGAAAUCGACUUCAGAAGCUUCGCUGACUUCAUUGGUGGCUUUGGAGGCUCAAGAAAAUGAAGCCAGGGCCGAGAAAAUCGAGAGAUUCGCGCGAAGUCGAUCCGUGGCUUCGUUCCGAACACUUGCCGAAGCCUCUGAAGCCUAUUCCGCAAGUUUCCUAAGUACGGAAAGGUUGUACGAGUCGGCGACGUGCUUGAGGAGAUCGAGAAGCUUGGUGAGAGCUUCGGAAAAUCGAAGCUUCAAAGCCCCAACUACCGUAAGCACGGAGCUUGAGCCAAUUCUGAAGCGUAGUCCCUCGGAAUCCACGGAAAUCACGCAAAAAUCGAGGUCGUCACAGCUAUUCGAAGCCAGUCGAAGCUACAGUAUCCAAAACCUGAGCUCCGAGCACAAAGUAGCUGCUCAACAAGGCCAACAAGGUCAGGCCGAGCGCUGCGGACGCGAAAAAUCGAGGGAUACGGUCGUUUUCAGGAGUCGGGAAUCAAGCCAAGUCGGUUUUGACUUGAACCAGACGCUCAGAAAAUCAAGAAAAAUGGACGAAGAAGUGGAAGGAGUACAAAUUACGCCUAGAAACGUUUACGCAACUCUGAAAACGAGAUCCGCCUCCGUUACCUCCAUCGAUACGGAAGCCAGACUUUCCGGAAAACCACCAAUUUCCGGCGUGAAUUCGAUCCGGAAAAGUGCCAGGAAGGAAAGUGCGGAAAGAGGAGUAUCGGCUACGCGGGAGUCCUCUUUACAGGCUACCGUACGACUGGAGUCAGAGGGGCCGCGAGAAGCGGAAACCAAAUUUGUCCGACGGAUCCUUCAGAAAUCGGCUUCGCUAGCUAGCUUCCGCGAGUCGUCAGUGGCUUCUGAAGAUUACACUUCCGCUUUUAUCACGACAAUCGACGCGGACGCUGAUGCGGCAAUCCAUUUCCGGUCCAGAAGUGAAGCCCGCGAAGCCAAGUCGCUAAAUGUGCGAGCGGCUUCGGUCGAAAAUCUUAAGCUCGACUACGCGGUGCACCAAACUACGCAAGAAUCCGUCGAAUUUUCGAAAAAUUUGGUCGAUUCUGAAGCUCUAACUUCAAGCUUCUCAAGCCAACAAGCCAAGCUUGCAGCCGAAAUUGAAGCCAAGCCGACUGAAAGCCAAGCCACUGAAGCUAGCUUAGAAUGUGGAAGCCAAGAAGGAGCUCGAGCUACCUUAAAGGAGCAGCGAAAUGUCGAAGCCCAAGGGCUGGCCAGCUUUUCGAGACUGACCCCGAAAAAAGCCCAAGCUGAACAGGUGGACUGCUUGGUGACAUUGAAGCCAAGCCAGGCUGAAAAGCUAACGCUUGAAGCUGCUCAACAAGCCGAGAUUUCUGGAAGUCUUGAAGUAAAGAAUAAAAAUCUGCCCGUCUCCAGCACUGAGCUCACCAAAAAGCUGGAAACCCUUGAACGACUUGAAAAGCUUGGCAUCGAGCUUCAUGAUGAAGCCGCUCAGAAACUGGUAGAUCUAUAUGGACUAGAACAAGUGGAUGAAGCCGCUGAAGCCAAAAGAUCCGAGCCCAGCCGCGACUUCGCCAAGUUCAAAGCCACGCAACCCCAAGAGGAAUCGGCUUACCUUUUCACCUCCACAGGCGAAGUUUUUGAAGCUCCUGGAAAGCUCUGUAACUUGAAAAACGAAGCCGAGCUUGGCUUAGGCUUACAAGCCGCCAAAAGUGAAGCCGUACUUCAGACUCAGGAGUUGAGCUCCAAAACUCAAGCUGAAGCCGCUCAAGUAGCUUUGGUCCAGCCCCAAAAAGAUGAGACUACCUUCAAAUUUGCGUACGACCAGGAAAGCACGCUCAUCUCCAUGGAGCGCGAGCAUUUCCGCAUGGCCGAGCAGGUCAAGCCGACCUCAGAGAUAAGUCAAGUCGGCUUGGCCUUGAGAGAGCAAGGAGAGGAAGCCGCUAAACUUCUAGCAGUCGCUGGUCAGCUACAGCCUAAGCUACCCGAAUCCGAAACAAUUUCCAGCACGUUUGAAGUCAAGUCCAGCCAAACGCUGUCAAAAAACUGUUCAGCACCGGGCCAGGAAGCCACGGAAUGCAAGUGUGAUUUGGUGCGUAGCGUAGCACAGGAGAUGGCGGUUAAAAGCCUGAAGAAACGAAUCGGAGCUGAAGCAGAGCUCUCGACGUCAGCAGCGAGUUCAUCAGUCUACUGUGAAUUACAUAAUGUGGGCGUGGCCGAUAUGUUGAACGCCUCGAAGUCGUUGACGCAAGCUCGGGCUCAAAGUGAAGAGGCCAAAGUACAAGCUCCAAAAGAGGAGAGCGCCUAUGGCUUCUGGAGCGUGACGGAGACGCUAGGGGCGGAGAAGCUGCUCAAGUCACCUAUGAGAUCCGUCGACUCGGUGUCGCUGGCCUCCUUGGCGUCGUCGGAGGAGACGUCGCUGGCCGAGGCGGUGUUGAACCGGCGGCCAAGCCUCGUGGUGGAAAUUAUGCUUCGAAGCCAGGCCCGUGAGGCCAGUGUGGCUUCGCUCGGGUUUGAGAGAGUCGAGUUUUUGAAGAAAAUCGAGGAGCAUCAAGUUCAGGGCGUUCAUGUUGAGCGACUAGAAACUAUAGAAUCCGAAUUUGAAGUAGGCAAAUUUGACUUAGGGCCGCAAGAGGCAGAAAAACCCGAAAUUGGUGUACAACUACACACUACAGAACCAAAGCCGCAAGAGGCCAAAGUACAAACCACAGAAAUCAAGCCGCAAGAGGCACAAUUACAAACUACAAGCUACGAAUUUGAAUCUGAAGUCGCCGAAGCCAAGCUGACUUCAGAAUUCGAGCCGCAAGAGGCACACAAACGACAAACUACAACCGAAACGACGAACACCCAAGUGAGCGUGGCCAAGCUGUUCAGCCCCGCCCCCCAAUCCGUGGCCACGCAAACCGUAGAAAUUGACAUGUCCCUCCUAGAAAUCUUGGUAAUCCCGAAAAUUGCCUCCUCCACCUCCUUCUCGUCUUCAUUAACCCAAAAAAUCGAAACCUCGAAGCUUGAAGUGAUUCUAGAAGAAGCCGCUGGACCUCGACUUCAGCAAGUUCAUGAAGCCGAAGCCCAGACGGAGUUGACUUCAUGUCACCUUGAAGCGAAGCUACUGAAGUCGCAGAGCUUUGCCUACAACUCUGAAGUGGCUGAAGUCACCCGACAACAGCAAGAAGUUCGGGCAAAGUCGGUUGAGCAUCAGGCUACGGUGUUUGAGCUAAAACGACGCGAUGAAGCAGUUCAGGCGAAGAUCAACGAGAAGGUGACUGAAACCGAGAAAUUGAGCACCACCGGCGCCGUUGAAGCUCAAGUCGCAGUAAGUCACGAGCUGCACGAGCUGCAAAAAGAGGAGCUCCUCCAGAAGAUGUUCGCCUACCAGAAUUUCGAGAAGCUUGAGCGCCAAUUCUCGGCAGAUGAACACACCUUCGACUCCCGGUUUUCCAGGGAGAGCUCGAGGAGUGAAACAGCGUUCACGGUAGAUACUCAAGUUGAGGGCAGCGUCGAGCGCAACUUCAAGGAGGACACCACCAACAGCGCCGGGCUGUUCGGCAGGAUUUUCCAAAAACAUCCGGAAUCUGGAGAGCAGGAGACGAUCAUCGACGAGAUCAGGGUAUUCCGCCAAUUCCUGAGAACCCUGGCGGCCGUGAACAUCUCCGCCUCGAUCAUCUCCGAGUUGACUAAACUGCCCGAGGCCGAGCAGUCCAUCCACAACAAGCUCGUAGCUGAACUCCUUCGCCAGGAGCAGAAGUUCCAGAUCGAAAACGUCCCCUCCGUAGAGAAAUUCAUCCAAUCGUUCCGUCACAACCUGGAGGAGGUCGAAAAAACGCUUGCCGAGAAGGCGAAGGAGCACCUGGCCGAGUCGGUGGACGUCUACUCGGACCAGGCCAACUUCGCCGAGUACGAGACGGUGGUCGAUGAGAUGAUGGCGGCACGAACAUUCCGGGAGGCUACUAUGGACUCUGGGUUUGCCUCAUUCAAAUCGCCGGCCGCCUCAGAAGCUUCGGCUGCGAUAGCUUUACAAAAAUCCGGGCUCGAGAAGACCGCCGAGUUCAAGAGUAUCCUUGAAAAUAGAGCAUCUACCGAUCGAACUUUUGGUGUAGAUGACCAACAAGUUGGGGCUGUUCUGGCAAAAUCUGAAGGGAAAUCUGAGGAAGCCGAAAAAUCGGUAGUUGAACAUAGGCGAGAUUCCGUAACCCGUAGUGUUUCGGAAUUCCGGGAGGAAAAAGUCGACGUCUGCAACCUGUUCGGGCGGAUGAUUAAGAGAAAACCGGAAGUAGCAGAAGCCGAGAACAUCCAAAAAACACCCCGCUUUUGGCAGGAAGAGCUCCAAAAACUUGCCGCAAUUUUUGUGGCCUCUCAAAAGGAUGUUCAACUCCAAAAAACCGCACAACUCGAGGGUGCGAUUUGGAGCGCCCCGGAACGCCCCCACAUGUGUUUCGAAUUCCGUGCCCCGGCUAGCAAAUGGGCGCAAACAAAUGCACUCGAUUACAGUGUAAAUAAUCCCUCCCAGGAGCUGGCCGCAGAAAAAUCGAUUCGUGGCAAAAUCUUGCGAAAAACCGGAAAAUUCGUGCGGUCAGUCGAUUGGGCGGCCCGGGAAUUGGACGCGAGCUGGGAGCAGGUGCUGAACGACAUGGAGACCGAGUACAGGGCCCGCAUCAUCACCAUCGAGCGGGAGGAGCUCCGGCUCAACAUCUUGGAGCAGGUCAGCAAAGAUUUUCCAGUACCGCUUCAAGGCGCCUUUAAAAUGGGCCACGAUCUGGAUUUGGCUUCUAACAUUGGCCUGACCAGCUUGAAGACGGAGUUCAGCUCCUUUGAAGAGAGCUCCAAACAGCUGGAGCUGAACUUGGCGAACGCCUUGGACGAGUUCGAGGCUGAGGGUACCCUGACGAGCUCGAGAUAUGAGAACCUGAAGCAAGAUUUCCCAGAAUUUUCUGCAGAAGAAAUUCGAGCUGCUGUCCAACUCGUUCGGACGACAAUUCCAAAACCUCGGUCAUCUACCGACCACAUUGUCCACAUUGACACCACCCUGAAAAAUGUGCUAGCCACAGUAGCUGCUCAAGAACAGCAAGCCAAUGCCCAGCUGACCAUUCAAAGGGCCGGCAAGUUGGAGCAGUGCGAUACCGUCCGAUCCCCGAAACCUAGAGAUCAAAUUAUUUUCCAUUCGAAAGCUUCACUAGAUAGCUACGCCGAAGCCACAGGAAUUUUGAUAGGCAUGGAAAGCCAAGCCCAGCAAGCUGAAUCGACUUUCCGGGCUCAAAACCGCGCAAAAAGCGUCGAGAAGUUCAAGGAGGUCGAGGGCGAUGAGUUCGAGAUCCUCAGCGAGUACAUCGGCGUCUACCGGGACCUUGAGGCCGAGACGAGACUCAAAGGAAGCCUGAAUCUAUCCCACAUUUUCCAAGCUCACCAAGCCACCGAAGAGACGGCUACCGUAACCUGUGAGAAGGCGCGUUACGUAGCCCCCGCCGACGUCGAGAAGACGUUCAAAUCGCCAUCUGAACUCCUCCAACACGUCGUCGCCCAUUUCUCAGUUGAAUUUGCUGGCAUUUUAGUUGAUCUUGGUUCCCCUCAAUCUGCACCGUCACAAGACACCACUUGCACCCUAAAAGCCGCCAAUUUUGAAGCCGGCCAAGCCCGACUUCGCGAGUCGAGCGAGACCCAACUUCGCGCCCUAGUCAAUUUGCAUAAAAUCGAAAUCUCCCGCCCCAGCCAGCGACACGAAGCCGUUUUCCCGGAGAUUACCCGAAUUUCAGAGGAGCUGCGAA